AUGUCUCUUCUCACUAGGAUAGGUACAGGCCGCCCGUUGUCUUCGCGCCCUGCAACUGCACUCUCCCGCCCGCGAACUGCCCAUUCGCGACCCAACACCGGGCGCCCUCAAACUGCUGCUUCGUCCAGGCAUGACUCCAGUUACAUUGUCGCGGUGAUCGAAGGUCGGGGCGUCGGAAGGGAAGUGGGCAUUGCUGCCCUGGACAAGGACACUGGGAGAGUUUCCUUGGUACAGCUUGCGGACUGCCCGACUUAUGUCAAGACAUUGCACCAGAUGCACCUUCACUAUCCCUCUAUCGUCCUCGUCCCGGACACAUUCAUGUCCCUGUCCGAUGUCUCGCUGACUUCGGGGGCCAAGACUCCACAGACGACAUCGCUCCUCGUCCAGUGCAUCAUGGACGAAUUCGACGGAAUCCCCGUCGAGCCCGUCAUGCGCAAGUAUUGGAGUGACACUGCGGGCUUGGAUUUCGUCAACCAGCUCAUGGUCGACAACGACGAGCAUGCUUCCACCCUUUUGGCAGUUUCAAACAAGUAUUAUGCGCUCUCUGCUGCUAGCGCGCUCUUCAAGCACGCCGAGCUCAGGCUCAACAUCCGAUUUUCUGCGUCUUCUCUCCUUAUUCGCUACACACAAGUCGAAGGGACCAUGAUGAUCGACCCCGACACCGCUCUUAACCUGGAGCUCGUAGGGAACAUGUCUGUCAGGAAAAGUGCACACUCACUCUUCGGACUACUGAACCACGCCUUUACCGCUAUGGGGGCAAGACUCCUGAAAGUCAACAUCAUGGCUCCUAUCACAGUUAAAUCUGCGCUCGAGGCUCGGCUUGAUGUAGUCGAGGAACUCAUUCAAACAGAAGAUCGCUUCAUAGAAGUGAAGAAUGCCCUCAAAUCGCUCAACAAAGUCGAUUUCGACCAACUCAUCAGUUCACUCGCCUCAUCGGAGGCCCGCGAAGCCACCAAUGCAAAACUGGCCUCAGCUAGGAUUGCGCAAAUGCUGAAUCUACGGAAUAUUGUGCAAAGUCUUCCUCGGCUCGCGAAAGCGCUUGAAGGUAGUCGGUCGCAACUCUUGCAGAUCAUCGCAGAGAUGAUUUCCGACGAACGUCUAGAGAAGAUGGAGAAAGCAAUAUCCGAAAGUUUGAACGAAGAAGCAACUCCCGCAAGGGGAGGAUUGAACGCAGUGAACGCCAGAGUAUAUGCGGUUAAGGCCAACUUCAAUCGCCUGCUCGACGUUGCGCGCGAGACAUAUAAGGAGAAUGUCGGAGACAUCUACGCCUUGCGCAAUCGCCUUGUGGAAGAACAUAACAUACCCUUGACUCUCAGCUACCGUGAUUCGGAUGCCGGAUUUGUCUUCUCCCUCAAGAAGACAGACCUCGACGAUGCUGGAGGGGAGCUUCCCCGAGGCUUUGUAGAUGCAACGCCUCAGAAAGGGCGAUGGGUAUUCUCGAGUAUAGAACUCAAAAAGAGGAACGCGCGUAUGAAGGAUGCUUUAGACGAGACGUUGAUUCUCAGCGACAAGAUUAUUCAAGAUCUAACGGACGAUGUCGUCGUCAAUAUUGGCGCCUUAUACAAAGCAUCGGAGGCGGUCGCACUGCUAGACCUUCUCUGGUCGUUCGCCCACGCUUCGAUCUUACGCCCGGAAUUUACAGGGACCCUUGCCAUCAAAGGGGGUCGUCAUCCUGUCCUGGAAUGCGUACAGUCUGCUGGCGCGACUAUUCCCAACGAUGUAUAUUGCUGUGAAGCCUCUUCAUUUCAGAUCGUUCAAGGCCCUAAUAUGUCGGGCAAAAGCACUUACCUACGGCAGAUCGCCCUUUUGACAGUGAUGGCGAUGUGCGGUUGUUUCAUCCCAGCCGAAUAUGGAUCCUUUAGGAUUCACGAUCAUCUGCUUACACGACUCUCGAACGACGAUGAUCUCGAGAGGAAUCUUAGCACCUUCGCAAGCGAGAUGGCCUCAACUGCAAUGAUCCUUGGUCUCGCGACGGAGAAUUCUCUUGUUCUCAUCGACGAAGUGGGGCGCGGCACUUCUGUGAGAGAAGGUGUAGCUAUCUCGCAUGCAAUCGCGGAGGAACUCAUACGACUGAAGUCUUUCGUCUUCUUUGCAACGCACUUCCACGAGCUCACAACCACGCUCUCACGACAGCCGUCUAAAUCGCGGCCGACAGCUUCAAAAUUCGGCAUCACCUUCCACUACAAGAUUGUUGAUGGCGCUUCCGAUCUCCAGGACCACUACGGCUUGGACCUUGCCCGCCUGGCUGACCUGCCAGAGUCGGUCAUCUCCGAAGCACGACGUGUCGCUGAAUAUCUUGCCGACCGAGAGGAGCGCGACCAGCGGCAGAGCAAGACGAGCAAGCUUGCCUUGCGUCGUAAGGCGCUCCUUCGGUUACGUACUCAACUGGGACAAGCCCUUGAUCAUUCCAGCUUGCCAGACGAGGAGCUUGCAACCUAUCUCGCCCGAAUGCAGAAGGAGAUAGCAACGGUCCUCCAAGAAACGAUGUGA
Molecule: messenger RNA, 2490 nt
Organism: Dichomitus squalens LYAD-421 SS1
Lineage: Eukaryota; Fungi; Basidiomycota; Agaricomycetes; Polyporales; Polyporaceae
Exons: 23
Coding region: 1-2490 (829 amino acids)
Biological process (GO): mismatch repair; reciprocal meiotic recombination
Cellular component (GO): nucleus
Molecular function (GO): mismatched DNA binding; ATP-dependent DNA damage sensor activity; ATP binding
Source: RefSeq, a predicted model, not a curated record